Micromonas commoda is the source of this 528-nucleotide messenger RNA. RefSeq lists its product with no specific name. The transcript has a single exon. Lineage: Eukaryota; Viridiplantae; Chlorophyta; Mamiellophyceae; Mamiellales; Mamiellaceae. The coding region runs from base 1 to 528 and encodes 175 amino acids. The record is from RefSeq and is a predicted model, not a curated record.
AUGGCCCCGCAGGACGAGCCGCUUCCCUUCACGAGGGAUGCGUGCCUCCGCGCGCUCGGACUCGACCCGUCCACCCGCCACGACGCCUCGUCCAUCGACCGCGCCUAUCGCCGUAAGCUUUUCACCAACCACCCGGAUACUUCCGGCGUCGCUGGCAGCCCCGAGAGCCUCAAUCGCGUCAUCCACGCGCGAAACAUGCUCUCGUCCGGUUCAUUCGGAUCACGCGGCGGGGGAGGUCGGUAUGCGCCGUCGUCGGACGGGUACACCCCCAUGAGCGACGCGUACUCGCGCGAAGAGUUCUACCGCUGGCGAGAACGCAGAUGGGGCGGAGACAAGGACCCGAUUGGUUUGUGGAGGUUCCGCACGCUGGGGUUUCGGUCGUUCGCGGGAAACGUGCGCUUGGGAUUGGGCGCCGCGUUCAUGGCCACCGCGUGCACGCUGGCGUGGGCGAGGCACACCGAGAAGAGACGGAAAAAGGAGCGGUCCCCGAGGCUGAGAGCGGCGAUGGGGCUGCGAGCCGAAGACUGA